Molecule: messenger RNA, 1398 nt
Organism: Saprolegnia parasitica CBS 223.65
Lineage: Eukaryota; Oomycota; Saprolegniomycetes; Saprolegniales; Saprolegniaceae
Exons: 1
Coding region: 1-1398 (465 amino acids)
Source: RefSeq, a predicted model, not a curated record
AUGCCAAAAGCCGCAGCGUGGGCCCUUCGCGUGCGUGCGCUCGCAGUCUACAAGGAGCUGCAUGGCCACGUGGUCGUGCCGUACCGCUACAGCGUGCCCAAGGACGACGAGCGAUGGCCUCGCGAGACGUGGGCCCUGCCGCUCGGCAACGUCGUGCACAAGCUCCGGCAGUCGCACGCGUCGCUGCCGGCCGACCGACGCGACGCGCUCGAAGCGCUCGGGUUUGCUUUCUCGGGGCUCAAGACGACACUCACAUGGUCCGAUAAAAUGGUUGCGCUCUCGACCUACAAGCGCCUGUGCGGCCACCUGCGCGUACCCACAGCGUUCGUCGUUCCGGACAAUGACAGCAGCUGGCCGCGGUCGCUGUGGUGCCUCAAGCUCGGCGGUAUCGUUCAAAAGCUGCGGAAAGCAGGCCACACGCUCGACCACGCCAAGCGCCUCGAUCUCGUCGCGCUCGGUUUCGUUUGGAGCUUGAAGCGCAAGCGUGCACCAUCACCACCGCCAGCAGCCUCGCCGCCCGUACUCAUAGCCUCGAACUCGGUCCUUCCACCACCUCCGCCGAUCGUGGAGACGUACCUGCCGCUGCCGUCGUACGAGAGCCCAUUGGUGCCGCUGCAGCGAAAGCGCGCGUCGGCCACGCACUCGAGCAUCUCGCUCCAGAGCCAGCGCCUCCUCGUGCAGCUCGCGUCCUUGCACUAUGGCCAUGCGAUGCCGAGCAAGUUUUGUGUGCCAGCGACCGCGCCAUGGCCGCCGGAGGCCCACGGGCGCACGAUUGACGUCGACGUCAUGCGCCAAGCCUACAAGCGAGGCAUGCUCGAUCCGAGUGUCGUCGCAGCGCUGAACCGCGUUCACUUUGUCUGGAGCGUGCGGCAACACCACAUGGAGACGCACUUGGUCGCGCUGCGAACCUUCCAUCGCCUCUUUGAGCAUACCGAGGUACCAUACCGAUUUGUCGUCCCCACACAGAACGAACCAGAUGCAAGUCUAUGGCCCUCGAGCGUGCAUGGUCUCCACCUCGGAAACGUGGUGCACAAGUGGCGCCAACGCCAGGGCCGACUCACGCCGGCGCAGCGCGCGCAGCUCGACGCCCUCGGCUUCGUGUACGACGCGACGCGUAGUCCGUACAUCGAGUGGUCGGACAAGGUACUGGCCUUGCAGACCUACAAAGCACUCGCAGGCCAUGUCCGCGUCCCAAAAUCGUUUGUCGUGCCAGACAAAGACCUCAACUGGCCGCCGCAGCUGUGGGGCAUGAAGCUGGGCGGCGUCGUUGACAAGCUCCGGCGUGGCCUCGACGGCUUGACCAACGACCAGCGUGCAACCUUGGCGAGCCUAGGGUUCGUCGGCAAGCAUGGGCGGGCGCUGGCGUCCGACGAGGCAACCAGCGUUGUGCCCAUUUAG